Messenger RNA from Knipowitschia caucasica, 1950 nucleotides. The record is from the annotation of a GenBank genome assembly. NCBI's taxonomy places the organism in Eukaryota, Metazoa, Chordata, Actinopteri, Gobiiformes, Gobiidae.
AUGGCGGUGACGUCUCUCUGUAACGACGCUAACAAAAUGGCGGUGACGUCUCUCUGUAACGACGCUAACAAAAUGGCGGUGACGUCUCUCUGUAACGAAGCUAACAAAAUGGCGGAAGGCCGAGAGCAGUAUGAGCUGGCUGCCACCUCGGAGCAGGGCGGCAAGAAGAAGGCCAAGGCCAAGAAGAAGGAGAAGGACAUGGACGAGCUGAAGAAGGAGGUGGACAUGGACGACCACAAACUGACACUGGACGAGCUCAACCGCAAAUACGGCACCGACCUCACCAAUGGUCUGACCAACGCCAAGGCGGCCGAGAAUCUGGCUCGGGACGGUCCCAACGCCCUCACGCCUCCCCCCACCACCCCAGAGUGGGUCAAGUUCUGCAAACAGAUGUUUGGGGGCUUCUCCAUGCUGCUGUGGACCGGGGCCAUCCUCUGCUUCUUGGCCUACGGGAUCCAGGCGGCUCUGGAGGACGAGCCGGCCAACGACAACUUGUACCUGGGUGUGGUGCUGUCCGCUGUGGUCAUCAUCACCGGCUGCUUCUCCUACUAUCAAGAGGCCAAGAGCUCCAAGAUCAUGGACUCCUUCAAGAACCUGGUGCCACAGCAAGCUCUGGUGGUGCGCGACGGCGAGAAGAAGAACAUCAACGCCGAGGAGGUGGUGGUGGGAGACCUGGUGGAGGUGAAGGGAGGAGACCGGAUCCCAGCUGAUCUGAGAAUCAUCUCUGCUCAUGGCUGCAAGGUGGACAACUCUUCCCUGACCGGUGAGUCUGAGCCUCAGACCCGAACUCCCGACUUCUCCAACGAAAACCCACUGGAGACGAGGAACAUCGCAUUCUUCUCCACAAACUGUGUGGAAGGAACCGCCAGAGGCAUCGUCAUCAGCACCGGAGACCGCACCGUCAUGGGCCGUAUCGCCACACUGGCCUCGGGGCUGGAGGUGGGCCGUACCCCCAUCUCCAUCGAGAUCGAGCACUUCAUCCACAUCAUCACCGGAGUGGCCGUCUUCCUGGGAGUGUCCUUCUUCGUGCUGUCCCUCAUCCUGGGCUAUUCCUGGCUGGAGGCGGUCAUCUUCCUCAUCGGUAUCAUCGUGGCCAACGUGCCCGAGGGACUGCUGGCUACUGUCACUGUGUGUCUGACUCUGACGGCCAAGCGCAUGGCCAAGAAAAACUGCCUGGUGAAGAACCUGGAGGCCGUGGAAACCCUGGGCUCCACCUCCACCAUCUGCUCCGACAAGACCGGCACCCUGACCCAGAACAGGAUGACCGUGGCCCACAUGUGGUUCGACAACCAGAUCCACGAAGCCGACACCACCGAGAACCAGAGUGGGACCUCCUUCGACCGCAGCUCCGCCACGUGGGCCGCUCUGGCACGUGUGGCCGGCCUCUGCAACCGCGCCGUCUUCCUGGCUGAGCAGAGUGGCCUGCCUAUUCUGAAGAGAGAUGUCGCUGGUGACGCUUCAGAGUCUGCUUUGCUCAAGUGUAUAGAACUGUGCUGUGGAUCGGUGCAAGAAAUGAGGGACAAGAACACCAAAGUCGCUGAGAUUCCAUUCAACUCCACCAACAAAUACCAGUUAGUUAAAAGGGUGGUGGGGGAGGCGCGGUGUGGUGGACUGGGGCAUGGUUGGGGUUGGUCUUUAUGGGGUGGGGGGGGUUGGAACAGAGAAACAAACCCGAGGAGGGGGGGACUAAUCUGGGGGGAGGGCAGGGUCGGGCUUGGGUGGUUGGAGGGGGUGAGAUACGGGUUGUUCGUUUGCGUGGUUCGGGUAGGAGUGGUCAGGCGGGGGGGGGUAACCUUGGUUGCGACAGGGUGGGAGCGGGGGAGGCGUGUGGGGAGGAAUGAGAUGUGGAGGAAGGGGGGUGGGGUGGCGUUUUGGUGGGGGGGGAUGAGGGGUUGGGAUGCGUUGGGGUGGAAGUGGGAGGGGGUGGUAUGCGGGGUGAGGGGGUACUGA